Molecule: messenger RNA, 495 nt
Organism: Pediculus humanus corporis (human body louse)
Lineage: Eukaryota; Metazoa; Arthropoda; Insecta; Psocodea; Pediculidae
Product: mitochondrial intermembrane space import and assembly protein 40-B, putative
Exons: 2
Coding region: 1-495 (164 amino acids)
Biological process (GO): protein import into mitochondrial intermembrane space
Cellular component (GO): mitochondrial intermembrane space
Molecular function (GO): protein-disulfide reductase activity
Source: RefSeq, a predicted model, not a curated record
AUGUCUACAUAUAGGAAAGAGGGUAAAGACGUGAUCAUAUUUGCAACACCCGAAGAUCACAAAGAACCAAGUUCGGUUGUUUUACCCGAACCUGAACCUCAACCUGGUUUGAUUUUACCUAAUGGUGAAAUAAAUUGGAACUGCCCAUGUCUAGGGGGAAUGGCCACAGGGCCUUGUGGUGUAGAAUUUAGAGAAGCAUUUUCUUGUUUUCAUAACAGUGAAGCUGAACCUAAGGGAAGCGAUUGUUAUGAUGCUUUUAAAGAAAUGCAUUUAUGUAUGGCAGAAUAUCCACAAUUGUAUAGCAAAUAUGAUGAUGAUGAUGAUGAACUUAAUUUAGAAGCUGAUAAAGUAUUAGCAAAUGAAAGCACUAUGCCUAAAGAAGAACCGAAAAUCACGACUCAAACUAAAAUGGAAACCGACAAAACUGAUAAACGUGUAGAAAAUAAAGAAUUUGUUAGUGUUUUAAGUAGUGAAUUCAAUUUUACAUUACAUUAA